Molecule: messenger RNA, 1493 nt
Organism: Melanotaenia boesemani (Boeseman's rainbowfish)
Lineage: Eukaryota; Metazoa; Chordata; Actinopteri; Atheriniformes; Melanotaeniidae
Product: transmembrane protein 158
Exons: 1
Coding region: 231-944 (237 amino acids)
Source: RefSeq, a predicted model, not a curated record
GUCCGAGGCUCAUAUUUCAGCGAUUGCAAAGCACAUUAGGAGAACAAGAUAAGGAACAUCUUAAAAGGAGGGGUUAUGGCAGUGUGUGGACGUUUCUAUUGGAACUGAUUUCCCCUCCAUUGGGAGCUGCGUUUUUUUUUUAACAGUACCAUUUCCAAACAUUCCACAUCUUGCUCGACGUCUGCGAAUCGUCAUAGCACCAUGCGAGCAGGAGAGACGCGCCUUGUGCCAUGCUGAACAACUACCCGACUCUCCUGCUGGCUCUGAGCGCGGUCGCCGCACUUUUCUUGCCAUGCCAAAGCUGGAGCGACGAGGAUCUCCUCCUGCCGCCCAUCAACUCCUCCAACAGGUUUCUGGCCAACCUGGAGGUUGACGUGCGUUUCUCCAAGAGGUCUGUGGAGGAGAGUGAAACCUCGCCCGACGCGUCCCCCCUGCAGACUCUAGGUCCCACUCAGUCACAGUGCAACGUGAGCAUCCACAGACUCCUGCCCACCUCGCUGGUGACCCGCUGGGACAGCAGCUUCGGCUUCCAAUGUGAUGUGCUCAUCUACACCAUCAACAACCAUGGCAGGGCUUUCUUCUCCGCGUCUUUCAAUCGGGCCAUCUCUCCUGUAGUUAUUGAGCACCUCGGGGUCACAGGGGGUCAACAGGAGUUGAGACUGUGUGUGGGAUGCGGGAUGUCACGGUACAGGAGGUUUGGUCAGGGGAGGUUGAGGGGCCAGCAGACUGGGGAUCAGGUCACUUUCUGCUGCCUGGAUUUCAGCCUCGACGAGCUGAAGGGGGACAGAAGUUGGGGGCUGAAUAGGAAGCCCAUCGAGUCAACACUUGUGGCUUGUUUCAUGACUUUGGUCAUCAUCGUGUGGAGUGUUGCUGCUCUCAUAUGGCCAGUGCCGAUCAUUGCAGGAUUUCUGCCAAAUGGGAUGGAGCAGAGGAGACCGAGAUAACUGAAAAAUCUUCAUUAUAAUAUAGCCUGUGCUGCCUAUACUCUAAUUGUAGCCAUUCAGACGUAAAACACGAAUAAACGAAUGACUGUUUUGAUUUUUUUUUUAUCUUUACCUCCUCAUUAGAACAACUAAGGUAAAGUAUGAAGAAUUAUUAUACCUAUAUCUAUACUGGGACCAACAACGUGUUUUGUAUACCCUUGUAGGCCUUCCUAUGGGUUAAGUCAAUGUAAACUGUGCAAACUUUUCUCUUUAAACAGUGUUUGUAUAGUUUUUAAUAUUUCUAGACAGUUUUUUUUUUGCCUUAUCCCAAUGUGUAGAACUUUUGCACUGAGAACUUUAAAGUGUACAGUCACUCAACUUAUAAUCGUGCUCAGUCACAAGUAAUUAGGUUUUUCCAAUAAAUUCUGACAAAUUGAUGUUAUUUACGGUUGAUAUAAGUGGAGAUGGUUUAAAUUCUUAUAAUGUUAGAUUUUUAAAGUCAGGUCUAUGUGUAUUUGUAUGAAUGUUCCAGCUGUUUAAAUUAAAAUAAAAUUAAAUUAUAGGCUUUAA